GCUAAUCCGUCAGUUUGUGAUACCAGGGAGGAUCGGCCCACAAUUACUCUCGUCAAGGACAUAUUAUGUAGGUAAAUGGAAAAUACUCGUUUGUCCACCUUUCCAGACGUCUCAUUCUGUUGAAAGAACCCAGACCCAGCUCAAAACCCGAAUUUCCAUCCGACCAGCCACUUAUUUAUUUUCAACACCCACCAGCAGGACAAUGGGAGUUGCCGAUGACCUGACCAAGAACGGGGAGUUUAUCCGGAAGGAUUCCCUAUUUCGAAACUUUGUGAAGAAGGGAGACGGAGAAUUUCCGCCUGAGAAGAACCGCUACCACUUGUACAUCAGCCUCGCGUGCCCUUGGGCGCAUAGAACUCUGAUUGUCCGGAAGUUGAAGGGCCUAGAAGACGUGGUCGGCCUCUCCGUCGUCCACUAUCUCAUGUUGGAGAAUGGUUGGGAGUUUACAGAUGGGCCCGGCUGCAUCCCCGACACGGUCAACAACUUCAAGUUCAUUCGGGAGCUCUACUUUCAAAGCGACCCAAGCUACUCUGGCCGAUUCACUGUCCCAGUUCUUUACGACACAAAAACCAAGAAAAUUGUCAACAAUGAAAGUUCCGAAAUCGUGAGGAUGUUUAACUCGGAAUUCAACGAGUUCUCAAAAUCGCCCGAGCUGGACUUAUACCCCGAAGCAUUGCGAUCUCAAAUUGACUCAUGGAAUGAUGUCAUUUAUCACGGGAUAAACAAUGGGGUGUACAAGGCUGGGUUUGCCUUGACUCAAGAGGCCUACGAACCAAAUGCAAAGUUGGUGUAUGAAACCAUGCUUAAAGUAGAGGACUUGGUAGCAAAGGGGCCGGGACCAUUCCUUUUUGGAGAGGCGUUGACGGAGACGGACAUUCGCCUUUUUACGUCUCUCAUCCGCCACGACCCCGUUUACUAUUUCCACUUCAAGUGCAACCUGACGGCCGUGAAGGACCUUCCGAAUCUGUCCCUGUGGCUGAAACGGAUGUAUGAACAUGGCGAAAUCAAGGAGACGGUCAACAUGGAACACAUUAAGAAGCACUACUUCAGUUCUCACUUGCAGAUUAACCCCACAGGUGUGGUCCCAUUGUAUAAUGGACCUAUUAUUGGGAAUUAAUCGUCACAUCAGAAGCCUGCAUAAUGCAUAUCAUCACGUACAUGUAUACAUAUAUAUACCGAUGUACUUACUUAAUUUACGAUAACUUCCUUAUACUUGUAUUUCAAUUGAGGAAACUAUUUGGGAUAUUCAUAAAUAUGUAAAACUUUAUUUGUUCCAAAAGGCUUUUGUGCACAUUAUUGAAGUAAUAUAAUGAUAAUAAACUAGUUAUAGCAUGAGUAGAGCUAUAUGUGUGCAAUAACG
This is a messenger RNA of Folsomia candida, 1360 nucleotides long. RefSeq names its product glutathione S-transferase omega-like 2. Gene Ontology annotation, molecular function: glutathione transferase activity. The coding region runs from base 203 to 1117 and encodes 304 amino acids. Gene Ontology annotation, cellular component: cytoplasm. NCBI's taxonomy places the organism in Eukaryota, Metazoa, Arthropoda, Collembola, Entomobryomorpha, Isotomidae. The transcript is spliced from 3 exons. The record is from RefSeq and is a predicted model, not a curated record.